GAUGAACUCCCUAUGGACAUGUUGUUAGGUAUGUACUACCUCUCUGUGGCACAGCCCCAAUUUUAUUGGGACCGGAAAGUGGUCAAACACACUUUGCCAAGUGGAGGGACCACCAGAUUGCACAAGUUUAAAGCUAGUAGUCUGAUCGAGUCUCAUGGAUGCAUGUGUGCGGCCGCGUUCUAUAACUAUUAUAAGCAAAAUCAGGAGGAGGGUAUGUACUUAGUUUAUGUCUCUGCUGCAAGCAAGCCGGUGAAAAUGUCGCCGGAGAUAGAGGGAGUAGUUGCCAAGUACCCUGAUCUAUUUGAAGAGCCGGCAGGGGUUGUAGAGAGGGAGGUCGUCCACGCAAUAGAGAUUUUCCCAGGGUCUAGCAUCCCGAAGGGUAAGAUCUAUCGGAUGUCUCCAGGCGAGCUCGAUGAGCUUCGCCGACAGCUCAAGGAACUCGUAGAGAAGGGUUGGAUCCGGCCGAGUGUCUCUCCUUAUGGAUCUCCAGUACUAUUCGUACCUAAGAAGAAGGAGGGUACACUUAGGAUGACUGAUCAUCAGACCCUGAGAUGGAUGAGAACUCAGCCGGUACUCUCUGACGCUCUCAAGCGUUGGAUCGAAGUCAUAGAGCAGUAUGACUUCGAGCCCCAGUACAUCAAGGGCGAGUACAACAAGGUUGUUGAUGCCUUGUCGCGUAGACCUGAUUUCUCAGGUGCGCUGAUCACUGAGUUUGGGCUUGAGGACAAUGUUACUAAGUCGUUGGUGGAAGCCUAUCGUAAGGAUCCGUUCAUGUCCGAGAUCAUCCGCAGACUCGAAGCGAAGGAUAAAGUGACUUCUGCUGAGUUUGAGUUGGUCAACGGCUCGCUGUUCCUCGAGAAGGCUGGGAAUAAACAUUUGUGUGUCCCGAAUAGCGAGUCUUUGCGUAGUUUGUUUUUAGGAGAGUGCCAUGAUGCCACCGGCCAUUUUGGGUACAAGAAGACCGCAACUAAUCUGCUGCAGCAGUUCUGGUGGCCCACGAUGAUGCGAGAUGCCCAGCUUCUGUCCAUGGACUUCAUGGAUACUCUGAUCACCAGCAAGAGUGGGAUGCGACACAUCUUCGUCAUCGUGGAUAGAUUUAGUAAGUAUGCUAGGUUAGUAGCAAUGCCGGAAACAGCAAGGACGGAGUAUGUAAUCAGAAUGUUCAAGGAGAAAUGGGUUAGGGACUUUGGGUUACCGAAGUCUAUUAUUAGUGACAGGGAUGUCCGAUUUACCAGCGAAAUGUGGAAGGCCGCUGCUGCAGAGCAGGGAACCCAGUUGCAAAUGACUUCUGGGAAUCACCCGGAGGCCAACGACCAGGCCGAGCGACUGAACCACGUUGUACAACACCUGUUGAGGCAUUACAUCAAGCCCAACCAGGUAGACUGGGAUGAGAAGCUUGCACUCAUCGCCAGUCUGUAUAACAAUGCGGUACACAGUGCGACCGGGGUGAGCCUGAAUAGUUUGCUACUGACUUUCAAGCCUAGACUACCCUUAGAUUUUCUCCUUUCCGAGAAUCAGUCGACUGCUGCACCAGAUACGUUAGAGUUUGCUUACCGCUACGAACAGAAGAUGCAACAGGCUGUAGAACAGAUGCAAAAGGCACAGGCGGCUAUGAUAGAAUCUGCGAACAAACACCGCCGUGAGUCUUCAUUUCAGGUUGGGGACAGAGUCUGGGUUAAGUCCUCAGAACUGGGACAGGAGCACGGGAUCUCCCGCAAGCUCAUGCCACAGUACUUUGGACCUUGGGAAGUUUUAGACAUCGUUGGGACAGAUCCGGAUGGGCCAUCUUAUGUUAUCCGGAUCCCUUGUCAUCUCCGUACUUACCCUGCCUUUCACGCCUCCAAGCUGGCACCUUUCAAAGAGACUGAUCAAUUUCCAUCUCGUCGCUCAAUGCUGCCCCCAACCAUGGACGGAGAGGUGGACAUCGAUGACAUCGUGGAUCACAGAGAGCUGCCGGUAUCAAGACCAGCAGGCAGGGGACGUCCUCCGAAACCGAAGCUGCAGUACCGCGUUCGGUUCCGGCAUCACACUGAUCCGAAGGAGGACCGCUGGUUCACCAGGGAGGAACUCAUGCAGACCGCUCCUCAAGUUGUAGCCCAAUACGAGAGAUCUCUGCAGAAGGGAAAGGGCCCCAUGGUUGAAGACUGAGCUUCUCAGAAGACUAUUGAAGCUAAGGAGGAGGGAAUGCGAGGCCACUGCCUCUAUGAGCCCCAAUCGGC
This is a messenger RNA of Chara braunii, 2219 nucleotides long. NCBI's taxonomy places the organism in Eukaryota, Viridiplantae, Streptophyta, Charophyceae, Charales, Characeae. The record is from the annotation of a GenBank genome assembly.